GGGGGUUUCCUGCGUACCUGAGACAGUCUCUUCCUGGACUGAGACGCAGUCAAACCGAAAGUUAUCGACAGAAACAAGUGCACGCGGUGGAUGAAGCAGGGAGCAGCGCGGAAACAUCUCAGCAUGAGCCAGUGGAAGCAGAUUCAGCAGCUGGAGAUGAGACUCCUGGAGCACGUGGACUAUCUGUAUGAUGAUAAUUUCCCCAUGGACAUCCGACAGGGACUGGCCAGCUGGAUAGAGUCCCAGGAUUGGGACACAGCUGUUAAUGAUGAUUCGAUGGCGGCGGUGAUGUUCACCAACCUGCUGUCGCAGCUGGAGAAGGUGCGCUUGCAGGAGCAGAACUUCCUGCAAAGACACAACAUGAAAAUCAUACAACAGCAGCUGCAGCUGAAAUAUACAUCCAACCCUACGGUCAUGGCUAGAGUCAUCUCCACCUGCCUCAGGGAAGAACGACGUAUUCUCUCCAGCGCCUGCACACAGGAACAGGGCCCACUGGAGAAGUCAGUACAGAAUUCUGUGGCUUUUGAGAGGCAGAAGAACAUGGACAACAGAGUUGGGAUCAUCAGAGGCAGCGUACAGUUGAUGGACCAGGCUGUAAAGUACAUUGAGGACAUGCAGGAUGACUUUGAUUUCCGCUACAAGACCCUACAGUCACGAGAAUCAUCAGAUCGCAACUCUGACAUGAUGAAGCAGGAAGUAACAAGACUACAGGAAAUGCUAAACAGGCUCGACUUUAAGAGGAAGGAGAUACUGUCAAAGAUGGAUGUUGUGAUCAAAGAGAUUGAUGACCUGAUGACUUCCCAGCUCAACCCUGAGCUCCAGGACUGGAAGCGCAGGCAGCAGAUCGCUGCCAUCGGUGGUCCACUGUUGACUGGCCUGGAGCAGCUGCAGAGCUGGUUUACUCUGACGGUGCAGAGCCUCUUCCAGAUCAAACGUCAGCUGGACAAACUGGGGGAACUGGUUGUGAAGGUUACUUAUGAGAGCGACCCAAUUCCACUGCAAAAACCUCAGCUGGACGAACGAGUUAAAUACCUCAUCUACCAUCUCAUCAAGAGCUCAUUUGUGGUGGAGAAGCAGCCUUGCAUGCCCACUCAUCCACAGAAACCCCUCAUCAUAAAGACUGGAGUACAAUUCACCACCAAAGUCAGACUUCUGGUCAAACUUCCAGAGGUGGAUUAUCAGCUCAAAGUGAAGACGACGUUUGACAAGGAUCUUCCUCCAGGCAGAGUAAGUCGCCAGUUUUUCAUCCUCACCAACAACACUAAAGUGAUGGACAUUGAGGAUUAUUCAAACGGCUGCCUCUCAGUGGAGUUCAGACACCUGCAGCUGAAAGAGAAGAAAUACAUCAAUGGCACAAAGGGGAAUGAGAGCCUGCUUUCUGUGACAGAGGAACUUCACUCUCUCAGUUUUGAGGCUUGCUUCACUGUCCAAGGCCUCGCCAUCGAUCUGGAGACGUGUUCCCUGCCGUUAGUGGUGAUUUCUAAUGUGAGCCAGCUGCCUGGUGGCUGGGCCUCCGUCAUGUGGUAUAACCUCCUGACUGAUGAACCAAGGAACUUGGCGUUCUUUGGUAACCCACCUCGGGCCAACUGGAGCCAGCUCUCUGAGGUACUCAGCUGGCAGUUCUCCACCUUUGCUGGACGAGGCCUCAACAAAGAUCAGCUCGCCAUGCUGGGGGAAAAGCUUUUGGGCCAGCACGCCUCCUGUGGUGACUAUCAAGUCUCCUGGUCUAAGUUUUCUAAGGAGAAUAUUUUAGGAAAGCCUUUCAGUUUCUGGAUGUGGUUGGAUUCAAUCCUGGAGCUCAUCAAGAAGCACCUGCAGCCAGUCUGGAAUGAAAACUACAUCAUGGGCUUUGUGAGUAAGGAGAUGGAGCGAGCUCUGCUGAAAGACAAAGAGCCCGGCACCUUCCUCUUACGCUUCAGUGAGAGCCACCUGGGGGGAAUCACCUUCACCUGGGUGGAGCACAGUGACAACGGUGAUGUAAAGUUCAACUCUGUGGAGCCAUACACUAAAAACCGACUGAGCGCUCUUCCAUUUGCUGAUAUCAUACGAGACUACAAAGUGAUUUCAGACGGGGUUGUCCCUGAAAACCCCCUCAAGUUCCUCUACCCUGACAUCCCCAAAGAUGAAGCCUUUGGACGCCUCUACAACAGUCAGCCAAGCAAAGUACACCCAUACAUACCAUCUACCCUCAUCCCCAUCUCAGAACUGCGGUCCAAUGCAAACACCACACCACGUUCCAGUCAGUCUCCUGAGCCUCCAAUGACUCCAGGGGAGUUUGACAUGCUCAGCGAACAACUGUGCUUCGACAUCGACACUAUGAGCUCUCCAUAUUCAGAGUGAAGCGAGAUAAAACAUCAUAACCAACAACGUUUUCCAUCCUGACUUCAUCCAGUUUCUGUUAAAUGUCUUUAGAAGAUCUUCAGCUUUUUUACAGAGGUUUUGUUGUUUAAUUCUCAUUGUUCGUCCUGCUGCUUUUUAUAUUCCUUCUUUUAAAUAUUCAUCAGUGUUCAUUAAAUAACUUUUUGCUGUCA
Melanotaenia boesemani (Boeseman's rainbowfish) is the source of this 2531-nucleotide messenger RNA. RefSeq names its product signal transducer and activator of transcription 4-like. The record is from RefSeq and is a predicted model, not a curated record. Gene Ontology annotation, biological process: regulation of cell population proliferation; regulation of transcription by RNA polymerase II; cytokine-mediated signaling pathway. NCBI's taxonomy places the organism in Eukaryota, Metazoa, Chordata, Actinopteri, Atheriniformes, Melanotaeniidae. Bases 91 to 2340 code for a protein of 749 amino acids. Gene Ontology annotation, molecular function: DNA-binding transcription factor activity, RNA polymerase II-specific; RNA polymerase II cis-regulatory region sequence-specific DNA binding. The transcript is spliced from 24 exons.